UGAGCAACUCUCAUUCCGACAUUCAGCUGGACGAGAUUCAGUCACACGCAGCUUUCUGAACAGCACAUUGUGAAUAGAAACGACGAGUAGAGACCCAAAACAGCUUACACAUGUCCAAGCCCGAUGGUUCCUGGAUCAAUUGGUUUGUCAACUUACAAGCCAACGAAUUUCUGUGUCGCGUGCCCUACGAAUAUGCCCGGGACAAGUUCAACUUGACGGGCCUGGAGACGAUGGUAUCCAAUUUUCAGGAUACACUCGAUGCUAUACUCGACUCGGAGUUCAAUACUGAAUAUGGCUUUGAGGACGGCGAAACGCACCCCGAAAAGGCCGAGCAGCUGUAUGGACUAAUACAUGCACGCUAUAUACUGACCCGGCGGGGCAUUGCGGACAUGUGCGUCAAGUAUCAGCGCGGCGACUUUGGCAUCUGUCCGCGUAUCUAUUGCAACGGGCAGGUGGUGCUACCAUUGGGUCUGACCGAUCGCAUUGGCGAAUCGCACGUCAAGGUCUAUUGUCCGCGCUGCCAGGACAUUUAUCAACCGAACGCGCGUUGCGCUCUACUCGAUGGCGCAAUGUUUGGCUGCAGCUUUCCGCACAUGUUUUUCAUGCAGCUGCCGCAUCUGCUGCCAGAGCCGCCGAGCGAGAAGUACACGCCACGCAUCUAUGGCUUUAAGCUGCACAAGUUGGCGUUGAUGCCGCCAUCGGCGGAACUGCCAGCCGGAAGCGACUAUCCCACUGCGAACUCCCCCAAGAAGGAGCUGGCGUCGGCAAAUGCCAAGCCUGUGGACUCUAACCGCUUAACCAAGCGACGUUACAAUUUUUCACUUGAUUAGUUACAAAUUAUAUUCAAAAUUUUAGCUUAUAUAUAAUAAACGGCAUUUUGUUGCAGUGUAUUGAUUUGCUAGCGUAAAGAAACACAAUGCUGUUUAAGAAGGUCGCUGGCAACAUCUAACACA
Molecule: messenger RNA, 953 nt
Organism: Drosophila novamexicana
Lineage: Eukaryota; Metazoa; Arthropoda; Insecta; Diptera; Drosophilidae
Product: suppressor-of-stellate-like protein
Exons: 3
Coding region: 111-830 (239 amino acids)
Cellular component (GO): protein kinase CK2 complex; cytoplasm
Molecular function (GO): protein kinase regulator activity
Source: RefSeq, a predicted model, not a curated record